CGACCAGGACUCCUGGUCCAGGAGAUCACGCUUUCAUUAUACAAUGUAGACAUGUUGGUUGGUGUGUGGCGAGUUCAAUCAGAUGUUGGUGUGCAGCUUGAGGGGGAGAGUAGCCACUGGGGAUUUCAUUCUCCGAGCGAGGGAUUCAUCUAUUGACCGCAGUGAGUCAGUAGAUCCCGAGGGGUCUGCUGUGGCUGUAGUAUCAGUAGUAGACGAGAGUGUCUGUGAUUUAUGGGGAAGGGAGAAAUUUGAUCUGAAAAGGUUGUUGGAGGUGAAAAUUUGGCUGCUUAUUCUGUCUGUGUCUGCGGGAAGAAGGACGAGAAGAAGCUGUGGUGGUGGUGGUUUCCUCUUGUGGAAUUUAAUUGAUCUAUUCGAUUCUCUGCGUGGAGUCAUCCGAGAUGGCGAGAUGGAGCGCUUGACCACAGGAAUUUGGAAGGGAGCUGGUUGCAAGUGUUAAACUCCAGAUAUCAGGCUCUGUUGACUGCAGUCGCCCACUCUACAAUAUACCGAAUGCGACUGUGGAGCUUUGUGCUCAGAUGCCCGAGGUGGAUUGCCCCACUGAUCAAUGACAGCGGGAAGUGUCUGAGGGCUGAAGGGGUGAAAUCCGGACGGCUUGUAUCGGGUGUUACAUACCCUCAUUGUCGAGAAGUGUUGAAUCGGAAUGGAGACGCAGCAGUAGUGUCCUCGGUGGGUGAAGAAUUCACAAAGAGGGCUGGAAAUUGGCUGCGUGGUGGCCUUGAUGUCGGAUCCGUUUUGGAGUCAGCUAAACUGAAAGCACAGGGAAGGUCAGAAAAUGGUGUUCUUAGGGCACAACCUUUGAACGUGAAAGGUGACAGUUCUGAGUAUCCAGAGUCUGAUAAAUCGAUUUGCGAUAUUAGAAGCAUUGCUGUGAAUGUGAACGACGAGAUUCCGGCUGAUCACAUGGGAGAACAUGGAUGCCAGAAUGUUUCUGGUGCUGGUGAUUUGAAAAGCGGGCUUCUUAGGCCAACUUUCACGGACAACAUGACUCUGAAAAUUGACUCAGAUGGUGUCUCCAGAGGUGGGAACGACAGGCGAGGAUUCCGAGGUGUCAGGGAUCAGGGACAGAUAGACGAUUCACGUGAAUUAGGGCCUAGAAGCGCAGUGAGCUCUUGUCAGACUGGUGAGAAAUUAUUUCCAUCUGGUUCACGAGAAGGACGAGUUACAAGUGCCAAGGACUCCAUUCCUGUCAGGCUUGAGGUUUCAAACGACGUUCAUGUUGACUCUCAUGUCGUUGGAUUGGGCUCUCAAAUGAAUGUCGGGAGUAAUGUCACUAUUGCUGCUGUAGCUAACUCUAAUAGGUCUGAAGAAAUUGAACCUGAGAUGACGUUUCCAGUAGGUGCCCCAGAGAACGGUGAGGUGUCAGCGAAAGCUUCUGAGUACCCCGUCCCUUUGACUCCUUUUUCUGGAGAGAUUGAGAGGGCGAUUGAGUACCAGAGAGCAAUGGUGGCUGAGGCAGCAAUGAAGUCUAGUCCCGCUAUCUCCAGGAAUGAUAUCAUCUUCGAGGAUGAGUGGCUGAUGGUGAUAAACAAACCUUGUGGAAUAUACUCUGAGCAUGUGCUUGCUACGAUCCCAUCUUUGCUGCACAUAACUGCUCCCCUUGCAUCGGAGUCAUCCCCUCAAGAUGAGAACGGGAGUACACACGAAACUCAUCUCCACAUGGCCAACAGACUAGAUCGAGACACAAGUGGAGUGAUGGUCAUAACCAAAUGCAAACAAGCAGCUGGAAAGAUGUCGAGAAUUUUCACCAAUCGAAAGGUUCAAAAGUCUUACAUUGCUCUCUGUACUGCACCGCCACCCACAUGGAAGCACUUGACCAUCGAGUCUGGUCACGGAAGAUCGAGAUUCGGAGCAUGGCGAGUUUAUGCAAAGAGGGACAUCGGGAGAGGGCUACCAGGGAAAUGCGUAGUUCGAGAUAUGACGACUCAUUUUAUGGUCGUGUCUGUGAACAACGAGAUAGUUGCUGAGCUGAUGGAUUGUGGAGGCAUUCCUGCGGGUUGCAGCUCGUGGGAGGACCUGAAAUCCAAAACAAAUGUGGUGAUAGCAGGCGAAGAACUCAUGAACGAGGUCCAGUCCGAAGAUGCACUGCCUGAAGGCGCGCAAAGAAAGGACAGUUUGACGAAGAAUGGUGAUGAAGUGAUUAUUCGUGCCUUCCCAUUUACAGGAAGAACCCAUCAGAUUCGCCUCCACUGUCAGUACAUUGGAAUGCCCCUGAGAGGUGACGUGAAAUAUGGUGGACCUCACGUCUGGGACGGAGUGCAAUACGACCAUCACGCCCUCCAUGCCGAAACACUGUCCUUCAGGCACCCAUUCACAUCCCAGGACCUCUUUCUGGUGGCUCCGCUUCCUCAGUGGGCCAAAGAUGCCGGUAUACAAUCACUCCAGGCCUCAUCGUCGUCCUGCCGAUGAUUGUGUCCGGUCUUGUCUCUUACCUCGCUCACCAGCAAAAGACCCCGAGUCCCGAAACUCCAGGACUUCAACAGACUGGUACUCAUCACACACCAUGACAGCUAGCCUUAUUAUCCUCCUUCAAGGCUUGGAUUGUGUACGUGAGAAGUGAACAGAAGACUCUAACUUUGGCGAGAUGAACGAAAGCGGAUUUACCCUACAACCAGCGAACAUCAAGCACAAGGUACUCCUUCUCGGGCCGCUUGCUGUUAAUCGUGAUCAUUGAGCUCAGAACCAUUACAAUUUUUAGAAUCGUCUACAUGGUCACACUGUGUUUACAGAAUCGCUGUGUCGUGGCCUCCCCAGGCGAUAGUUUAUUUUCUUGCAGAAAGUUGUACAAUAUUCGACUUUGAGGCAUAACCUCAAGAUUGAGUAUGUGCGCUCUAACUCAGUCGAGUUGAACGCGUUUCUGUGUCAUCCUGAACACAUUACAUCCAGUAGGGAAGUUUGCCUCAAAAGUGGAACAGGACAGACAAACUAUCUCAAUUAUUUCAAUCAUAUAAAUGAUUGAAAUAUUAUUGAUUAUAUUGACAAUUGAUUAUAUUUCAAUCAAUUAAUACCAUUGUUGAAAUCAGGUUUUUUAAUUAACCCGAAAUUAUUUUCGAUAAAAAUCGGGUUUUUUCAC
Marchantia polymorpha subsp. ruderalis is the source of this 3091-nucleotide messenger RNA. The record is from the annotation of a GenBank genome assembly. NCBI's taxonomy places the organism in Eukaryota, Viridiplantae, Streptophyta, Marchantiopsida, Marchantiales, Marchantiaceae.